CAAGUCUAGUAAUGGAGAAAUCUGUGCUACUGUUCAUUGCUGCACCAUAUAUGGGCCAUUUGGCACAAUCUGUCCAAUUAGCCAAGCUCAUGCUUGAGAAAAGCAAUCAACUCUCAGUUUUAUUUCUAGUCAUGAAGGUGCCCGUUGAUCCUGAAGGCACCAUCAAAGUCCAGAACAUCAUAAGCGGCUGCAAUGUCGAGCGCCUCCGCUUCCACCAUCUUCCGACGCCAGUAAACACCAAUAACUGGUCAUCAAAUAAAGGGUUGUUCAUAAAUCAGCUAGUAGAGUACCAGAAACCUCAUGUCAGAGAAAUUGCCUCGAAAAUCAAAGGUCUCUCUGGCUUCAUACUUGACGUACCCACCUCCACUUUGAGUGAUGUAGCUGAGGAAUUUCGGCUGCCUAGCUACAUCUUUUUCACGUCUAGUGCUGCUUCUUUUGGGCUUAUGCUACAUGUCCAAUGCCUCCAGGAUGAGCAUAACCAAGAUACAUUUGAACUGCUCAAAACAAGUCAGGAAUUGAUACUGCCUUCUUUUGUUCAACCGGUUCCGAUCACUGUCCUACCAACUGUCAUCACUGAUAAGCUGCUGUGGUCAUCAAGGAUGCACAAGUUAAUCCAGUACUGGAGAAAGCCCAAGGGAUUGAUUAUGAACACAUUUUCCGAGCUUGAAGAUUUUGCUCUCGAUUCUUUCGUGAAAGAUUCAGCUUAUGGCAAGACAGGACUUCCACGAAUUUAUCCCAUUGGGCCUGUUCUAAACAGGUCUGAAACAAAGAUUAAAAGCCAUUCAGAAAUAAUUGAAUGGCUAGAUAAUCAGCCACCGAAUUCAGUGGUGCUUGUCAGCUUUGGAAGUUUGGGAAGUUUUGAUUUAGAUCAAGUGAAAGAGAUUGCCAGUGGGUUGGAGCACAGCGGACAUAGGUUCCACUGGGUUCUGAGGCGGCCCCCAGCAGAGAAAGGAGGGUUUCCUAGGGAGUAUGAGAAUCUUGAACUUGUUCUGCCCAAAGGGUUCUUGGAUCGAACGGCUUUCAUUGGAAAAGUUAUUGGUUGGGUGCCACAAUUGGCUGUAUUGUCACACUCUGCUGUGGGAGGAUUUGUGUCACAUUGCGGGUGGAAUUCUAUAUUGGAGAGUAUUUGGUGCGGCGUGCCAAUUGCGACGUGGCCUUUGGCUGCAGAGCAACAGUUGAAUGCAUUCCAUCUGGUAAAAGAGUUGGGAAUAGCUGUGGAGAUUAGCCUGGAUUACAAUGAAGCAAAGGAGCAUCAAGAACUGGUGAGAGCAGAGCAAAUUGAGAAAGGAGUGAGGGAAGUCUUGGACGGUAAGAAUGAAGUGAGGAAAAGGGUCAAAGAAAUCAGUGAGAAAAGCAGGGCGGCUGUGCAGGAUGGUGGAUCAUCUCAUUUGUGCUUUGAGAAUCUCGUGAAGACCAUUUGCAGCGGCUCCCACCGUGGGAGAUGAAAGCGUGGUAUAGUCAAAGAGUAAACGCCAAGGUUGAUGUCAAGGAGCUUGAAGGCGUGCCAAAUGCGGUCUGUCAAAUGCUUCAGGUGGGAAUCAACUGGAGUCCAGAGCAACGUCAUCGAAUUUUAGAGGCAUAUCCAAAGGCUUCGCUUUUUUUUUUUUUUCCCUUGGUAGGAUCAGAAAUUUUGUGUGUACAACAAUGGAACUAACCCUACUUAGAGCAAUCUAAAAAUUUGUGUGUACUACAAUGACUCGGAUUUAUGGUUUGUUCCUCACGCAGAAGAAAACUUGGCUACCACCAAGAAUGUAUUAAUUUGGCUAUCUUUGAUCCAUCACAAGACAUUUAU
Molecule: messenger RNA, 1792 nt
Organism: Coffea eugenioides
Lineage: Eukaryota; Viridiplantae; Streptophyta; Magnoliopsida; Gentianales; Rubiaceae
Product: anthocyanidin 3-O-glucosyltransferase 2-like
Exons: 1
Coding region: 12-1445 (477 amino acids)
Molecular function (GO): UDP-glycosyltransferase activity
Source: RefSeq, a predicted model, not a curated record